GGCGUUCAUGCGCCAAAGUCCAGAACUCGGUUGUCAUGAGCAGUGUCGUCAGCUGUCUCGAGAGGUCCCGAUAUCGUGGGCACCAUUAGCUUGCAGACUUUGGAAAGACUACGCGUACCGAAAAAGACACAUAGACCUCCAUUUGAGUCGAGUGGAUUCUCCAGCCAGUAACCAGCCAUCAUGGCACAGUGGUUACGCCUUCAGCAACUGGACGCCAAGUACCUGGAGCAGUUGGACCAGCUGUACGAUGACACCUUCCCCAUGACCGUGCGACAGUACCUCAGUGCCUGGAUUGAGAGCCACGACUGGGACUAUGCGGCCAACGUGGACAAUACGUCUCUGGCCACGCUGCGGUUCCAUGGCCUGAUGAGCCAGCUGGAUGACCAGUACGGCCGAUUCAACCUGGAGAAAGACUUCCUACAGCAACACAACAUCAGGAAGAUCAAACGCAACUUACAGGAAAAUUUUGAGGCUGACCCCGUCUGCAUGGCCAUGAUCAUUAGCCGCAGCCUGAGGGAGGAGAGGCAGAUCAUCGCCAACGCAGAGCAGGCAGUGAAAUCGGAGCAGAGCUCACACUGCGACAUGGUGGUGGAGAAACACAAGGAGCUGGACAACAAAGUCAAAGACAUCAAGAACCGCGUGCAGGAGACUGAAACCAACAUCAAAUCCCUGGAAGAUCUGCAGGAUGACUACGACUUCAAGAAGAAAGACUUAUCCGGCCGAGAGGAGGUGAAGGACUCGAUUCAGAAGGAGGACCUUCAAAUCCGCAGUCUCUUCAUGAACCUCAACAACAAGCGAAAGGACGUGUUGAGCCAGAUGGCGGGGGUUUUGAACCUGGCAGAGCAGAUUGGCUACGACCUGAUCAACGUGGAGCUGCCCGAGUGGAGGCAGCGCCAGCAGAUGGCCAGCAUUGGGGGACCGCCCAACGUCUGCCUCGACCAGCUGCAGAACUGGUUCACAGUGGUGGCUGAGUGUCUUCUACAGGUUCGUCAGCAGCUUAAGAAGCUUCUGGAACUAGAGCAGAAGUACACGUAUGAGCAGGACCCCAUCACUCAGAGCAAGGUGUCCCUGGACGAGAGGACAUUCGCACUCUUCAAAAACCUCAUCCUCCACUCGCUGGUUGUGGAGAGACAGCCAUGCAUGAUCGCAAACCCCCAGAAACCCAUGGUGCUGAAGACCGGUGUGCAGUUCACAGUCAAGCUCAGGCUGCUGGCCAAACUGGAGGAAUUCAACCACAAGGUCAAAGUCAAGGUCUUCCUGGACAAGAGCGUCACAGAAAACAGAAAGGGAUGUCGCAAGUUCAACAUCCUGGGGACCAACAUGAAGGUCAUGAACAUGGAGGAGUCCAGUGGCAUGACAGCAGAGUUUUCCCAUCUGCAACUGAAGGAACAGAAAGUUCCAGGCAGGACCAAUGACGGGCCUCUCAUCGUGACUGAGGAGCUUCACAUCUUCAACUUUGAAGCAGAACUGGUUCAUGGGGGACAAGUCAUCAACCUGGAGAUUAGUUCAUUGCCGGUGGUGGUCAUCUCCAAUGUGUGCCAGUUGCCGUGUGGCUGGGCCUCCAUCAUGUGGUACAACAUGCUGACUACUGAAGCCCAGAACCUGGGUUUCUUCCUGAAGCCCCCGUCGGCCACGUGGGGGCAGCUGAUGCGCGUGCUGAGCUGGCAGUUCUCCUCCAUCACCAAGAGGGGACUUAACGACGAGCAGCUCGGCAUGCUGGGAGAGAAACUGCUAGGACCUACGGCAGCGAAAGACCCAGAGGCAGCCGUGUCCUGGAAUAUGUUCUGCAGGGGUGGCAAUGAUCAGAAAUUCACUUUCUGGCUGUGGAUAGACGGCAUACUGGACCUCACCAAGAGACACCUGCUGAGCCUGUGGAACGAUGGGUACAUCAUGGGCUUUGUCAGUAAGGAGCGUUCCAAGGAGUUGCUUAGAGACCGGCAGCCUGGAACUUUCCUGCUGCGCUUUAGCGAGAGCAACCAAGACGGAGCCAUCACGUGCAGCUGGGUCGAGCACACACGUUCAGUGGAGCCUCACGUGCGCUCGGUGGAGCCCUACACUAAGAAGGAGCUCUCUGCCGUCACGCUGCCAGACAUCAUCCAGAACUACCUCUUCAUGGCUCCUGAGAACAUUCCGGAACACCCCCUCCGCUUCCUCUACCCCGACAUCCCAAAGGACACGGCCUUCAACAAGUACUACAAGCCCAAAGACAAGCCUGUGGCCCCAAGUGUGCGGCCCGCAGAUGGCUACGUAAAGAAGAAGUGGAUCUUUGUGUCUGAAGUGUCUCCGUCUGAGCUUCAGGACAGCAUCAUGCCCAUGUCACCAGAGAUCUACGGGGAGCUGGAACGCAUGGUCCCGGGUCUCCUCAUCAAUGACCCCAAUAUUUACCAGGAUGAAAAUGGCAACGGCAUGUUAGAGCCAACAUGCUUCAUGGAGUCUUGAAGCAGGAAACGAGAUGAGGGGAAAAUCACUCCAUCCUUCAAUGCCACACCUCCCUCUCUCUCUCUCCCUCCAUCCCCAAGACUACAGAGAAUGGGAUCCAGGAAUAUGCCAGCCCCUUUGGGCAUAGUAUGAGGUCCACACCGAUAUAUAUAUACAGUAUAUAUACUGUCUGGUCUUAACAUACCUUGUAUUAAAUCUUAACAUACCUUGUAUUAAAUGAUUUUGCACAGAGACCUGGGAUAGCACUAUGAGCUAUACUGUCCUGUUCAAUCGAUAGCACUUCAUUUUCUACUGCCCUAUAUGGCUACAUCUGUCUUCCAGAGCUAAAAUAAAACUCUUAAUGUUG
Messenger RNA from Engraulis encrasicolus (European anchovy), 2785 nucleotides. RefSeq names its product signal transducer and activator of transcription 1-like. Gene Ontology annotation, biological process: response to peptide hormone; regulation of cell population proliferation; defense response. The record is from RefSeq and is a predicted model, not a curated record. NCBI's taxonomy places the organism in Eukaryota, Metazoa, Chordata, Actinopteri, Clupeiformes, Engraulidae. The transcript has 24 exons. The coding region runs from base 181 to 2439 and encodes 752 amino acids. Gene Ontology annotation, molecular function: RNA polymerase II cis-regulatory region sequence-specific DNA binding; DNA-binding transcription factor activity, RNA polymerase II-specific.